AUUAUCUAUAUUGGGUUUUAAAAUUGUGACUAACGAAAUUCGUGGGCCAGAUUUUUGUAAUUGUGACCGGAAGAAUGGUGGCAACAUUAAAAUUUAAUUUGGGGAUUGAAUUGCCACUGUAUUAGUCACCAUAAAAUUUGAGCGGGAUUAUUUUUAUUUUUAGAGCGCCAUAUAUUAUCCACAAUUAACUCACAUAACCAGCCUCUCCACUAAUUAGGGUUUUGAUUGAAUAUUAAAACAAGAAACAUAAUACUACGUACCCUUAUACAUCAUUCCAUCAACCUCUGAAUCGAAGAACUGGAGCUUCUGCAUAAGUUGCUUGCUGCUGCUGGAUUGAGGUUCUGUUUGUGCUUCUGUUUGACAGGUAACUUUUAUUUCAUUUUUUUGAGUGUUUGUUUUAUGGAUUAUUGAAUGUUCAGAUGAUGAUAGGGUUUGUGAUUGAUCAGAUAUGGAUUUUGAGAUAUAUAAUUGUACGAUUUAUGUUUAUAUGUAGCCAUAUUAUUUGGAAAUAAGUCAAACUGCAAACCAACAAUAUAACCAGUUCUGUUAAGUCCAUUAAAACCAUCAGUUGACCGGUUCGAUAAUGGGUCCGGUUAUCAGUCAUCUGUUAACACGUUAAGUUACAGACCGAAACUGAACACGUGAAGUACAUUCUGUUUUCUGGUUAUCUUUCUGGUCUUUUCCAACAGCGGGAGUCGGUCCACCAUUCCCAUUUAAACAGCCAGCUAGUUCCUUUGACUCAGAUGAGGUGUCGGCAUCCUCGAUCGGAAGCAUCUGUUUUGAUCCCUCUAAAGCCACACCUGGUACAAUGUUUUGAUCCCUCUUUAUUACACUUCUCGUCUGACCCGACCCGAAUGACGACCGACUCGAAAAUUCUAACGUUCGGUUGUGAAAAAUCUUAAGACCUGAAAAAGCGGACCCCGUUGAAAAAAAUCAUGGGUUCGCCACUGUGUGUGAUUUUAAUUUUCAUUAUUUUUUUUAAAUUUUUUAGAUUUUUUUUAUUUUUUAGGAUUUUUUUUAUUUUCUUUAUUUUUUAGAUUUUUUUAGAUUUUUUUGAUUUUUUGUCAUUUUUUUUAAUUUUUAGAGGUUUUUUAUUAUAUUUUUUUAUAUGGAUCGAUCCGAGCCCGAGCUUCACUUAUCGAGCUAGAGCCGAUAAGUAAGUGAGCCCGAGCUCGUUUGGUAAGUGAGCCCGAGCCCGAGCCCGAGCUUCGCUUAUCGAGCUCGAGCCGACUCGCGAGCCUAAACGCGCCAAAUGUUUAUUUAACUUUCCAUUAAUUAUAUUACAUAUAUAUGUAAAAUAUAUUUGAGGUUGUCUUAUCGUUUUAACGCAGCAGCGCCGGCUGCAGAAACACAGCAGCGGCUGCUCCAACUGAACACUUACGAUCAUUAGAUAAUCAAAUUCAAUAGCUGCAAUUUGAUUUGCUUGUAUAGCAUUGAUUUAAAAACUAUAUAAUUCACUUACUGCCUCAUAUUCUUUUUUCUCCAUUUUAUUGUUUACACACCUUAUUUUUAUUAUAAUUAUAUAAUAUUAGUACAUAUAUUUUUAUUCAGCAUGUUAAAAACAUGCUGAAUAAACAUUUGGCGCGCUGCUGCGUAACGCAGGUGUUUAAAACACCACUGUCGCACCUGAUCUUGUUUAUAAAAGGGUGGGGCAUGUAAUAACCUGUUAAAAAAGAGUAUAUUAAAUAAAUUAAGACAAUGACUAAAUUACCCCUUUAUCAAGUUAGUUUUGUUAGAGUGUUAGUCAUUUUGGAUGGAUUUAGCAACUUUUCCGUGGGUUUGGGUUUAGUCUAAACGGGUUCGGGUCAGUUUCAGGUUGAACCCGCGAACCCGUUUAGCUAAAGCGCAGGUCGGGUGUGUUUGAUAACGGAUCAAACGAGUUUGGGUCGAUAUGGGUCAAAAUAGUCAUAGUUAUCAAAAGCGCGCGCUUUUGGAGCAUAGGCGAUUUUUUUGAGCGAAAAGUUAUCAGAUUAUUGAAGUUUUGAGCGAAGGUGUUGUUUCGUUAACCGAAGAACAGGGACAGAAUACCAACCCCAGAGCCAAAAGAAACAAGCCAAACUCGGAAUCAAGAUCCGGUAAUAGGCAACCCAUGUACACCAGCUCCAAAAGUCCCAGCUUUGGGUGUUCAGCAACGAAAACAGCAGAUCCAUGUACAGCUUAACAACGAUCAGCCAUCUUUUAUACCCACCCAGCCUCGGCUGUAUUGAAACCAAGGGUAUAAUAGGAACUCCAACUAGCUGUUACAAAUCUUCUUUAUUCCAAGAAUUAAUUCCUUAUGUGAUGAGGCUCCUAAACUUAUAAUGGAUUUAAGGUCAAGAUGGGUUUUUGUCAAGAUGGAUUUGGGCAUGAUAGGCUAAAAAUAUAUAUAAAUAAAAAAACGAAAAAAUAAAAAAAUCAAAAAAAUAAAAAAAAAUAAAAAAAUAAAAAAACCCAUUCUGACCCGGACCGUUUCAACCCGAACCCUUUCCGACCCGAACCCAUUCCGACCCGAACCCGUUUCGACCUGAACCAAAACAACCCUUUUUGUAAUUGACCCGUUCCGACCCGAACCCGUUUUAAGGGCCCAAAUCCAACUUUCACGUAAUUCUGAUGGGCUAGGAGACUUUCACAGCCCGCGGUAGGUAAGCCCAUGGGUAUCGUGACCCAUGGCGCUACCCAAAACAAUCAAAUCGGCCUAACUAGGAUUUGCGGCACGCAGAAAAGGACACUCAGACCUGUCGCGACGCGCGACAGGCGUCAGUUCUUCAUAUUUUCGUUUGUUUCAUCUUUUGAUCCUUUGUUCGAAUACCCAACACUUGGAUUUCUCGUAUUAUGGAUCGUAAUCUUCAUCUUUUCAGCUACUUACUGCAUCUCGAUAAUCAAAACGCAGCCACUGCUGCUGCUGUGUUUAUGCAGCCGCUGCUGCGUUUAUGCUUUGUAUUCUUAUCCUUAUUGUUGUUUUCACUUAUAUUCUUUUUCUUCCAAUAACAAGUUCACUGCUACACAGAUCAAAUAACCUUUUGUUCUGUCCAGGGGCGGAUCUAUAGCCAAGAAAGGGGUUCCCAGGAACCUGUUCGGUUUGUAAUUUGUAGUGUUAAGUUAAAUAGAAAAAUACUAAAGGAACCCUUUAAUAUUCUUUUGGGGAACCUGUAACAUAAACUGUGUAGUGGACUGCUGGUAAAAGCCAAUUUUGUAUGUAGUUGAUGUCUCAAGUUCGAGCCUACCAAGUUCUUUUUUCCUGUUUUUUGUGGCUUUUUCCUGGUAUUCUACCUUUCAAUGCAUUAUUUAAUGUUUAAAAACAAUAAGUUUCAUGGUGUUUUGCCACUCAACGCAUCAUUUAUCAAGAAACUUAAUGUGUUCAAGAUAAAUGGGAAUUUUGAGAUUUGUUAUAAGCAUUCACUAGUUUUAGAAGAAUUGAAUCUUGGGACUUUCGGCUAUGGUUUUCAAUAUAACAUUUCUUUCAAGAGAAUGAAAGGGUAGAAUGCACAGUUACAGAGGAUCUUCUCCCCAUUUCUUAUGUACAUGAGAAUGGAAGGUCAGAAGAAGUGGAAGAUGUCGACGAUUAUAAUAAUGAUGAAGUUGAGUUUGAAGCCACACAUUUAGCUGAUGAGGGUUUUAACGAUAAUGAUGAAGAAGUUCAGUUUAACAAUGAAAAUUCUGAGAAUGAAGAAUCGAGUGACAGAUAUCAUGGCACGUACUAUGGGUCGAGGUAGUGUUCCAGCUGGUGGUCGAGGUGUUGGGCAAGAUGUUGGUCAAGCUGGUGGACGAGGUAUUGGACGAGGUAGUAGUCAAGGUAGCCAUCUUGCUACUACUCAAGAGGUUUGGCGUUGUGGUGGUCGAGUUUAUAUGCGAGGUGGUGGUCAAGUGGGUGAUCGAGUAGUUGGGCGACGUAGUGGUAUAGGUAGCAGUCAAAGUAGUGGUCAAGCGGGUGAUCGAGGAGUUGGGCGAGGUGGUGGUAUAGGUAACAGUCAAAGUAGUGAUCAAGCGGGUGAUCGUGUAGUUGGGCGAGGUGGUGGUAUAGGUAACAGUCAAAGUAGUGGUCAAGCGGGUGAUCGAGGAGUUGGGCGAGGUGGUGGUAUAGGUAACAAUCAAAGUAGUGGUCAAGCGGGUGAUCGAGGAGUUGGGCAAGGUGGUGUUCAUUCCAGUGAUCGAGGUGUUGGUGAUGUUGAUGUUGAGUAUGAUUUUCACUUGAUGAAUUCUCCUAUUGAGAGUAGCGCUGGUGAUGAUGAGUCUGCUUUUCAUGUUGCUCCCGCGAGGCGGGGAAGCGCUUCCAAGCCCAAGUACCUGAACCUAUCAAUCGCGAUUGGAUUUGGGUUGUAGAAGGAGAAUUUAGUAAUCAAGGGACUGCUACCCGGACUAUUUCAUCAAAUUUAAUAAGUUUGUGGUCCGGUCCAUGGGACAGCUGGAGAGAUGUUCCUAAUGAGCACAGGACACGAUUGUUUGAGCGAUUCCAGAUGUAUUAUCAGUGGGAGGAGAGAAACCAUGCACCAAUUUAUAGGUGCUGGGAGAAGUGCAUUGCUGGUAAAUUCCCCACUUUGUUGCGUAACGUACGGAAGGAGGCUAAAGCUAUGGCGAAACAACAAGGUAAAAAUGUUGGAGAUGAUAUGACCGAUCUUAUUGACUUUAAACCAACAUGGAUAAGAUCUGAGAUAUGGAAACAAAUGCUUGACCACUGGAACACACCUAAGUGGAAAGCAAAGUCUUUAAGAAACAAAGAGAUUAGAAGUAGGGCCACCGGCGGCAAACAUACGCUAGGAUCUCAAUCCUAUGUGACCAUGAAAAGAAAAGCGGAAAGGAAACUUGGGCGUGAAUUGACGAUUCGUGAAGCGUAUAAGCAAUCACACUGCAGGAAAGGAAGUCGACCAUUGGAUAAAGAUCUAAGUUGUAGCAACUCACUAAUUUUGGACGUUGAUUCGGAAGGGGACGCUCAAGAAGAAAAUCUUGUAUGGGUUGAUGCUAGGGCAGAGGAGACUUGGGUUAAAUAUGAAGGUUUUCUUGAGGAGAAGUAUGGGAAAGAACGUAAUAAACAUCCAAAAUUUGACAAAGACUUGUGGUCACGAGCUGAGGGCAAGCAUAAAGGAAAAGGGUACGGGUUAGGCAAUGAUAGUGACCCGUGUGUACAUCGCAGAGAAGACCCUGAGAUUGAAAAGUUGAACUUAGUUAUCAAGGAGCUCGUUAAGGAAAAAGACGAAGAAAAAGAAAGGUUCAACGGAAUUAUUGCGGGGUUGUUGGCUGACAAAGAAAAAGAUAAGGUGGAUAAAGAUGCGUUGCUUGAUAGGAUGUCACAAAUUGAAGCUAUGUUAACAGCUACGGUUCGAAAAUAGGCUAUAAAAACUUGGUUUUGAAUGUUUAGAACACUUGGUUUUGAGUAUUAGGAUAAUUUUAGUUAGUUUAUAUUUUAGUUGGUAUUUUUUAUAUGCUUUUGAAAACAAGAUGUUUUAUAUAAUUUUGGGAUUUUAUUAGACUUUUUUUAUAUUA
Helianthus annuus (common sunflower) is the source of this 5457-nucleotide messenger RNA. RefSeq lists its product as uncharacterized. Bases 4434 to 5303 code for a protein of 289 amino acids. The record is from RefSeq and is a predicted model, not a curated record. The transcript has 8 exons. Lineage: Eukaryota; Viridiplantae; Streptophyta; Magnoliopsida; Asterales; Asteraceae.